Molecule: messenger RNA, 1410 nt
Organism: Sinocyclocheilus grahami
Lineage: Eukaryota; Metazoa; Chordata; Actinopteri; Cypriniformes; Cyprinidae
Exons: 7
Coding region: 1-1410 (469 amino acids)
Source: RefSeq, a predicted model, not a curated record
AUGGCCGAGGGCAAGAGCAGGCUGUCGGACUUCUGUUUUCUAAACAACACCGCCAAUAUACACGCUUGGAUCAGCUCCCUCCGAAAGGCAAACAUGACGCCGACGACCAUACAGCACUAUGCGGUGAAUGUCGGCUGCUUCAUUAAAUACAUUGCUGAAACCCCUCCGCCGUCAUGCCGCCUGUCAAAAAACGCCUUGAUCGGUCUUCGGCGCGAAAUGCUGAGUGUGCGCAAGUCGUUGAAGAGAGGCGUGGCCAUGCACCGGACUUCGGUGAGAGCCAAAAAGGAGGUUCGGGUCAUCGCCAAGGCCACCCUUUUAAAGUGCCGGACCCAGGCGGCGCAGGCCAUCCCGGAGUUAUUGACCCUCCUGGAGAAUGACCCAACACAGAAGAUACUGUGGCAGUUUUACGGGCACUUUGCGGCACUACUUUCUUCAAUCUAUGGCCACAGAGGGGGUGUAUUUCAGAACAUAACAUUCCAGGAGGUGCUGACGGCCCAGAAAUCAACAUCUCAGAAGGCAUAUCUCAUUAAUGUGACCAGCCACAAGACAAAUCAGGCAUUUGGUCCAGCCCAAAUUGCCCUGACCGAGGAGGAGUACCGCUGGGUACAGAGAUUCUUCGGGCUGAAAGACAAGCUGCCAGGCAGGGCCGAUGCAAAGUAUUUGUUUUUCACAUCCACGCUGAACCCCUGCAAAAAUUUAAAUAAUUAUUUCCAGGACGCGUGGAAGUCCAUGGGCCUGCCUGGCUGCCCCACCUUCACUGACGUUCGGACCUCCAUCGCCAGCCACGCUAAGUUCACACACUCCAGUGAAGACAGCAUGAAAAUCUCUAAAUUCAUGUGCCACGAUGUCAGGACAGCAGACAAGUUUUAUGUCACAAACUUGUCUGCCCAGCAGGCCAUGGAACACCGCAGGCUCUUUGAGUCCGCCUUGGAGGGUCCCGAGAGGAGCCCACCAAAGCAGCCAACACCUAAAAAACGGAAGCGGCCUGCAAAAAAGUCCAAAGCGUCAAAAAAGCGUACACCAAAAUCCCCAAAACUCACAUCAGGCAGCACCAGUCAAGAGAAGACGGUGGUCUAUUAUCAGGAGUCUGGGGCGUUCAGUCCUGGGUCCAUCGAGCGUGAAGAAGAGAAUCCAGAGGAGACUGGCCAAAGCAAGGUGGAAGGAGGGCAGAAAGGAGCGGCAGAAGGAGGAGCAGAAGGAGGGGAGAAAGCGGAAGGAGGAGCAGAGGGACGAGCAGGAGAUGGAGCCCAGUUAACCUCGGAGACAUCAUCCACAUCCCAUAAAAGAUACCCAACAAGAAGGGGCCUACCCAACAACUGGAAACAAUCCUCUGAAGGCUGGGAGAGUGCCACCUGGCUCUCCUCUUCUCCUUCAUCCAGCCGAGACACCAUCGGAACCGACGGAUUUUGA